Messenger RNA from Aphis gossypii (cotton aphid), 827 nucleotides. RefSeq lists its product as uncharacterized. Gene Ontology annotation, molecular function: ATP binding; protein serine/threonine kinase activity. Bases 162 to 827 code for a protein of 221 amino acids. Gene Ontology annotation, cellular component: cytoplasm. The transcript has 2 exons. The record is from RefSeq and is a predicted model, not a curated record. Lineage: Eukaryota; Metazoa; Arthropoda; Insecta; Hemiptera; Aphididae. Gene Ontology annotation, biological process: signal transduction; protein phosphorylation.
CCGUGGCCGUCAAGCGCAUUCGGUCGCCGGGCGGCGGCCGUCACGAACUGGACGUGCACAGACGGCUACAGCACCCGAACGUCGUCAGACUGCUGUUCCACUUUUAUUCCGGGCCAGACGACGACUACGGCGGAGGCGGCGGCAGUCGGCUCAACUUGGUAAUGGAAUUGGCGCCGACCAACUUGGACCGCGCUAUCCGUCGGUUGGCCGCAGCCGGUCGGACCGCGAGUGUCGGCCACGGCAAGCUGUACGCGUACCAGAUGUUCAGGGGCCUGGGGUACGUGCACUGGACGGCGGGACUGUGUCACCGGGACGUGAAGCCGAGCAACCUGUUGCUGUACCCGUCCACGGGCGUGCUCAAGCUGUGCGACUUUGGCAGCGCCAAGGAUCUGUCGCGCGGCCGGCCGAACACCCGGUACGCCUGUUCCCGCCGCUACAGGGCGCCCGAACUGCUGUUCGACCAACCGUACGACGCGCCCGACUACACCGCCGCGGUGGACGUGUGGAGCGCCGGUUGCGUGUACGCCGAACUCAUGGCGGGCGUCCCCCUGUUCCCGGGCACGAGCGUCCCGCACCAGCGAGCGUUGGUCGCGCGUCCACCGGAGUUUCCGAGACAGGCGCCGGCCGACGCUGUCCGGCUGAUGGCGGCCACGCUCCGGUUCGACCCGGCCGCCAGGCCGACGGCGCCGGAAGCGUGCGACCACGAGUGUUUCGACGCGAUCAGACGGCCGGGCGGCCAUCGCCUGCCGCCCCUGUUCGACGACGACGACGACGACGACGAUUAUUACUACGACUACGGCGGCGACGACGGAUAUCCACGAGUCUGA